AUGUCCUGCAGUGUUUGGUAUCAAGUGCAACCCGAUCAAGAACCGACGGAGGAACAAGACCAACAUGAAUACCCAUCUUGUGAAUUCUAUACGGUGACGCACAGCAACGAAACGAGUCGAUUUGUUGUGAAUACACAAUUUGAAUUGUACACGGGUUUUGUUGAUGAAAAACCAGCCAAGUAUGAAACACACUCGACGAAUUAUUUGGAUGUGCUAGAAGAAGCAGCUAAAAUGAGUUACAAUCCACCGAAUUUGUCGGGUGGUCAAAUUAUCGAAUCAAAUUUCACCGUUAUUUCAACGGACUAUGAAUCUUACGCUGUCAUUUCAAACUGUGACAAAGAAAUAAAUGAUGGUGACGUGCAAUUUUCGCAACAUGCAACACUCUGGUCACGCACACGAGAUCUUGAAAAUGAUUUCGUUGACAACCUAUAUGAAAAUCUGGGUUCAUUUGAUUUCGAUCCAUAUGAUCUGAACAGUGUCAGUCAAACUGGUUGCAUCGAAGGCGCCACCAAACUCUUAAGCAUCAACCUUAACGAACAAACCGAAUCAUAA
Sitodiplosis mosellana (orange wheat blossom midge) is the source of this 552-nucleotide messenger RNA. RefSeq lists its product as uncharacterized. The coding region runs from base 1 to 552 and encodes 183 amino acids. The record is from RefSeq and is a predicted model, not a curated record. The transcript has 4 exons. Lineage: Eukaryota; Metazoa; Arthropoda; Insecta; Diptera; Cecidomyiidae.